Messenger RNA from Mixia osmundae IAM 14324, 2533 nucleotides. RefSeq lists its product as uncharacterized. The coding region runs from base 98 to 2533 and encodes 811 amino acids. Lineage: Eukaryota; Fungi; Basidiomycota; Mixiomycetes; Mixiales; Mixiaceae. The transcript is spliced from 3 exons. The record is from RefSeq and is a predicted model, not a curated record.
GCGCCGCAGCGGACCUCGGUCCUGCUAAGGGCAGAGAACAAAAGUCCAGAUCAGACGGUGUGCUCGGGCGUGCACUGCCGUGGCCAGUAGAACGACGAUGGACGCGCCACUCCCUCACUUCACAAUAGACUACUCGCUGUCAAGCUACAGUAGGCCACCCAUCAAGUCAGCGUCGACGUCCUCGUUCGGCUCACUCACUCAAUCGCUGUCGAGCAACAAUAUUGACCAGCCUACUGACAGCCGGCUUGCGAGCCACGCCACGCUCACACCUCCCGCUUUGACGCGUUCCACGUCGAGCUCGAGUGACUCGAGCGCAGCUUCGUAUGCUUCUCUGUCAGAUUCCGUCAUCUCGGCACGACCGAGCAUCGCACUGAGAAAGAGCAGCUCCUCUCUGCGGUCUAGCGAGACGUGUGAAGAUCAGACCGUCGAAGAGAUAGUAGCAAUCAAGCCAGCGCGACCCAUCCUCACGCUCACCAUGCCCGUCGCCUCUGGUCUGCCUGGCCCGACCAUACCCGUGCAAAUAUUCGACUCGCCAGAGCUACUGGCUGAUGAUCUUUCGCGGCCACGAAGGAGUGCAAAAGGACAAAGGCGGAUUUCAAAGUGGAGUCCUGACUCGUUGCCGUCACCUGGCUCUGCUUCUUCCGGUUUACUGUCGCCCGAAAUACGCAGAUCAGUGCGGCCGCCGUCUCCAAAGACUAGCACGAGUCCGAAAUCAUACGCGAGCUCGCCCACCAGCUCAGACAGCACACACUCUCUUGACGCCGAAUUUCUGUCUGAUGCGCGAGCUGCGGCAAAUCCGACAACAGAGGAAACAAGUGGGCGGCCUCUGUCUACUUUGUCGAGUGGAUCCUUCGUCUCCGCACAAUCCGAUGUCUCACAUUCAGGUCUGAGCUCGUCUGUGCCGCACGAGCUGGAGCACGCCUUCGACAGCCCGGCGACUGUACGAGCUCCCACUAGCUUCAGGCGAAGUGAGUCGGCUCCCCAGGUCUCGCUCAAGCAGAUCGAGGCUCGACCAGCGCCGCUCCAGCUACAAAGCACGCCCUUCGUCGUGACAGAGGAGUCUCCCAUCGAGCCGCCCUCGCCCACCGUCACAGUCAGACAGCCCAAGUCGAUACUGAAAGCAAAAAGUCUUGGUAAUCUGCGCGCCAAGCCAGCAAAGGCACUCCCAAAAAUACCUCUGCAUCAGCCGUCUCAUGUCGAGAUCACGCCUCGUACGAGUAAAUGGACUCUGCGCAGCAAGCCAUCAACCGCCUUCAGCUUAUCUUCAGCGCGCUCGACAUCGCCAAAGCACGACUCUGAGUCUAUAGCUUCUUUGGCUUUGCAGACCAGCAGUCCUCUGCCGGAACCACGAACAGCACCACUGCCCACUCACAUAAGGCGUACACCCUCGCCACCACACUCGCAGUCCAUCGCAGAUGCUCUGCCAUCUCCCGUCGUGCAAGAUCAAGCGGUGGAAAGCCUCGCACGCGUGCACGAUCCCUAUGCGACGGAGAGACCACUCGAUAGAGCCAAUAGAAUGUCGGUUAUGCCAGACAUGACCGCACUUGGGACGGACGAGAGGCCUGCGCCCGGAAGCUUUCCUUCAUUUUAUGCUGCUCUGCCUGGACCUUCCACGAGCCCGCCCGUUUCGCCGUCGUCGUCAGAAAGGCGGCCGUUCGCCUUGCCUUCGCUCGGCUCUCGUCGGUCAAUAGCAGCAAAGCAAUCACUACCGAACUUGUCCAGCUUCACAGACAGAACCAGUCAGAUGUCAUCUGGUCGCGCCAAGCCGUUGCCAGACAAGUUCGCGCUCCCCAACGUGCUCGACCUUACGGAUCCUUGGGGCGCAUCCUUCAACAAUGUAUCUGCUUUUGACGCGGCAAUUGUCUAUGCGCCAGAUCCAAUGGCGAUGCAUUACAGAGCGUCAGCUUUGUACUCGAAUAGCAAUCCCGCAGCAGCGACCAGGUCGAGUGUACACCACGGCAGUCCUUCCUCUCUGCCCGCUAGCUUGUCCUCGCAAGGCAGCCGGCCCUUCAGAGCGAGCGGGCUCACACAAUCCUCAGCAAGUCUCAGCACAGCCUCCGACGGCGGUCAAAGAUCACGUCCAGGCGUCAUCAGACGGGAUAGCAGUCCUCUGGCAAACUCUGCAACACUACCGCCAGGUGCUCGACGAACAGCACCACCGCCGCCGCGGCCCAUCACGUUAUUCAUAGAUGGCGAGGACGAGGAUGCAAGCGCGUCUGUGAAGUCGUCGACAAUGAAGCAAAAGUUCAGGCGUACGCUUCUUUCUCGCAAGCCGCCACGCGACCUGCAAGCUGCUCAAGAGCAGAGCGUCUCUGUCGAUAGCGACCUUAGCACAACAAUUGCUGCCACCUCGUUCUCGCCCAGCAUCAGUUCUACAGCCAUCGCGUCUACCAAUUCGAUCGAUGCUGCAUCGACAAGAUCGACUCCAAAGACGCUCGGCAAAUUGGCCCCUAGGCGGUUCAGGCUAUUCAGUCAGCGUCAGCCAAAAGAAGUACCAGUCAGUACGAGUCAGUCCGCAGCAGUGCAAUCGUAG